AUGGCUGCUACUCCACCCGCGAAAACGAGGCCAUAUCGACGAAUCUUGACGUCAACACUGCAUCGCAGAUUUGUCCAUGCCUCCGCUUUUUCUCUUCUUGUCUGCUAUGUCGUAGCAUUUUUUAUUGGCACCAAGACCUCUCUCUUCUGGUCCUGGUUUCCGCUGGGCGCCUGCGGCUUUCGAACAUUGCUUCUCUUCAUUUCAAGUCUAUCGAUAUUCAUCCUUCGCGUGGGCCAGCUGCAUAUCGGCGCUAGCACUACCGUCUCACUCUUCAAAUCAUGGAGGCAAACGACAUUCUCGCUCAGACUCGUCCAGACUUUUGCCUGGUACAUGUUUUCGGCCUGGUGGUUUAGCGAAGUAUACAUCUGGUCGGCAUCACUUAAUGAACAGCUGAACUGGGUGAACCCUGGACGAUCGUUCGAACGAGCGCGGCUCAAUGAACGGCCAAUAUACCUCCAUUGCUACUAUUUCCUUCUCGCAGUGGGCCAGGCGACCUUACAUUUAUACUACGACUGGGAUCAGCUGUAUAUUCCAGUCGCAAACCGCGCCGAAAAACCCGAAGACCAACGAACCCAUCCACUGGAGCCAUUGCUUCAUUCCCUCACGAAGUCUGCACCACAAAUUCUUCGCCUAGCUUUGUUUCAGACAGCUGUAACUUCAGUUCUAGGUCUUCCUUUCUAUAUACUAUUUUUGAGGAAAACGGCUUGGGGUUUUACGCUCUACUUCGCAAAGAUGUUUUGGAAUUUUCCUAGAUCCGCGCAAGAUCCCCCGGGUAUCAUUCCGCCAUUACACAUAAGUUUUCUACUUAAAGCAGCAGUGUCUGGUAUCCUGUUGAUCGUACUGUGGCAGACAUCCAACCUACUUUUUUCCGUGCUCCUAGGCCAAGCACCGCUCAAAAAAGGUAUGCCCUUGACAAACGAGGCAAAAGACCCUAAUGGGAGCUUGAUAAAUGGCUUGAAGGCGAAAAAUGGGCCGGUGGUUGCGUUUUCGUUAUGGGAGCUAUGCCUUAUCAGUCAACAAUUCCCCGACCGUCGGAAAGGGAUAUUUAGUGAUAUUGACCGUGAGGGCGGGCCGGCGUGGAGUCAGGUCCUAGACACAAGCGCAAGUGUUAUAAAAGGGAUGACUACUCGAAUUUCGCAAUUUGAAGCUCCCCCUGCGCCGCCUGCUGCUCCAGCUCCCGAAUCCAAAGACCCAGCUCCAGCGACGACAACAACAGAAGGCCAGUUAUACCCAACACUGCCCCGGCUAACGGCCGCACCCAAGGAGGACAACAUCUUCCUGCCGCCGGUCAGGGGAAAUAGCAAACCAGAGCAGUUUGAAGCGGCGUUUGGAUCUAUGGCCAAAAGCUAUGGCCAGAGUGAGGACUGGACACCCAAUGCUAGAGCCAAAGCACGUCAGAUGUUUGAUCGGGCCUCUGCGGUGAUACUAAGUCCGGAGCAAAAGCGAAGACUUACGGCGUCCGCCCAAGACUUAAAGCUGCUUGCUAGUCCCCAAGCAGAAGCCGGGAGCUCUCGACUGACGGUUCACCCCCUUCUGCAGAAGGCCCUGCGAAGCCCAUUGGGCAUUCUCUUCCGGCGGCCAUAUGCCCGACGGCUGCGCGAGGUGGUUCUCGGCUCGCCGUACGAGCAACUGGUGCCCAUCGUCGACGCUGUGGAGGUGCUGACGAGGCUACUCGUGGCCAGUUUGGCCGAAGAUCAGUUUGGGAAAGUACAGAACGACGUGCCGGCGGUAAUACGGCUGUUUACGGAGAGCAUUCUGGCUCUGGAGGGAUUUGUCAGUGAAAAGGGGCUGAAGGUUCACUGGACAGACGUCGACUUCCCGGCCGAUUCUGCACCCGAGGCGCAGCGGAGGGACGCACGCCGGGUUGACGAGGUGGAGAUUGUGCUGGGAGCGCUGAAGACAGGCCUGAAAGAGCUGCUGGGUGCGUUCCGGCUAUACCUCAAGGAGGUGGGUGUUGUGGGCAAAGACCUCCGGAUGGCAAGGCAGGCUGCUGGGCUCUCCGCGUUGGAGUAA
Ophidiomyces ophidiicola is the source of this 2013-nucleotide messenger RNA. RefSeq lists its product as uncharacterized. The transcript is spliced from 3 exons. The coding region runs from base 1 to 2013 and encodes 670 amino acids. Lineage: Eukaryota; Fungi; Ascomycota; Eurotiomycetes; Onygenales; Onygenaceae. Gene Ontology annotation, molecular function: spindle pole body-nuclear membrane anchor activity. The record is from RefSeq and is a predicted model, not a curated record. Gene Ontology annotation, biological process: spindle pole body localization; nuclear pore organization. Gene Ontology annotation, cellular component: nuclear pore transmembrane ring; spindle pole body.